AUGUGGCGUUUGAGUCUCUUGCGGCGGGCGGCCGCUGUGGGUGGAAGAGCGCAGCCGUCUAGCUCCCCCUCACGUCCGUAUCACCGCGUGCUCAAGAUGCUGCAGGUUGGGGGUGAAGGACUUCCUGCGGCAAUGGGUGUUUUUGAACAGUUUCGAGCCUUUUACCGGCAUGUCAUGGCAGAGAGGGCGGCUUCAGGGACACCAAUGAGACCGGUUGAGGAAUUUUGUGGUGCCUUGGAGGAUGUGGAGCCUUUCGCGGUUGUCAUGAUGAAAGUUCUUUGCGAUCUUCAGAAGAUGGAGGAACUCCGUUUUCUCUUUGCGCAGUGUGUGCUAGAGCUUCACGCACCGUCGAUUGAGUUGUUCAACGUGUACCUGCUUGCCAUCUCACUGACAGAUACCUUUAACCAGUACGAGAUUGAAAAUGUUGUGGAGGCUAUGCGCAAAAAAUCUGUCAGUCCUGAUGUGGUGACGCGGCUUUCGCUAUUUAUUUUGUACAUGCGUUUGGGGCAGGACUACUCGGUGUGGUGGCCGGAGAUACGGGACGAGGUGAUGAGCAUCGCGAAGGCCGAGCGGAAGGGCCAAUACCCACUUCUUGAAGUGCGGUUGCAGCAUUGCUUUCAGACGAUGCUUCGUUUGCAUCACGAUGUGGCCAUGAUUCAGGAAUGCUUCGACCUAUUGAAGCUCGUUGACAGGCAGAGACUCUCGUCUCGGCUCCUGCUGCCGUACAUGCUGCUUAGCGCCAAUAAUGCGGCGGCACCGCCUUCGACAACAGUUAAGUUAAUACAACUUCUGGAAGCAGCGUGGAAGCUGGAAACGCCCACGUCAGAGGGUACUUUCCCACGGUCUAUUUCUGAAGUCACCGAGGUGGAAGCGUUGAGUGGGAACUUAGCUGACCCCGUAUUAAACAAUGAACUCACCGCACUGAAACUUAUGGCCAAGUGUGCCAAAUGGGGAGAUGUGGCAUCUGCCGCCUAUCUUCGAGAAUACCUUGGUAAACACCCCGGCAUUAUAUCCCCAACAAACCAACUGACAGUAUCAUUACUUUCCCUGGAGGCCGCUUCACGGGGUAGGAAGCUGAAGGAGGCGCUGACCGUGCUAGAGGAUGAAGUGCCGGAGAUUCACUCUCAACCAGGUCCCCGACCAAAAUUGUUUCUGGAGUCGAGAAAAGUGACGCUGCUCAACGCGGACCCAAUCAUGACGCUAGUACGCUUUGUUGCGUUGGGCGGAGCAAGUGUGGAGGAGGGGUUGGCCAUUUUGGAAGAGCGACGGGAGGCUGGUUGUGAGGUGAGUCACAAGUCUCUUAAUGUGCUCAUGGAAGCUGCUGCGCUGCUGAAGGAUGAGGGAAAGGCAUCCAUGGUGUUUGCCGCCUUUGAGAGUCUUGGGGCACAGCGAACUGCUCGUACGUUUUUGCUUCUACUUCGUUCCUUGCGUGACGCGGCGAGUUCGGUGGCGCGACUGCCAGACGCUUUGGUGGAGAUGUCUGAUUUGGGCAUUGAGCUUUCACGCGAUUUUCUUCGUGGGGGACUUGAGCUAGCAAUUGACGCACAGGACGUUUUCACUGCGAUGCAGAUGGUUGGGUACCAUGAACAAAAGUCCCUCUCUAUUGAGAGUAAGCUGUCGAUACGUCUUAUGCAGCUGCUUUGUCUCGUUGUGGACGUGGAAAGUGUUCGGAGACUCAUUGCGGUGUUAAAGGCAACUGAAUCACCUGUUGACUCUCGAAGCGUUUCAUUGUGUGUGGCUACCUUUAACAAGUGGGCAAUCCCCUGUGACGAUUUGCAUGCUCUAUAG
Trypanosoma rangeli is the source of this 1788-nucleotide messenger RNA. RefSeq lists its product as uncharacterized. NCBI's taxonomy places the organism in Eukaryota, Euglenozoa, Kinetoplastea, Trypanosomatida, Trypanosomatidae. The transcript has a single exon. Bases 1 to 1788 code for a protein of 595 amino acids. The record is from RefSeq and is a predicted model, not a curated record.